This is a messenger RNA of Rhizopus microsporus ATCC 52813, 597 nucleotides long. Its product is annotated as ARF/SAR superfamily. Gene Ontology annotation, cellular component: Golgi apparatus. Lineage: Eukaryota; Fungi; Mucoromycota; Mucoromycetes; Mucorales; Rhizopodaceae. The coding region runs from base 1 to 597 and encodes 198 amino acids. The transcript is spliced from 5 exons. The record is from RefSeq and is a predicted model, not a curated record. Gene Ontology annotation, molecular function: GTPase activity; GTP binding. Gene Ontology annotation, biological process: intracellular protein transport; protein localization to organelle; Golgi to plasma membrane protein transport.
AUGUACACAUUACUUCAUGGACUUUAUAAUUAUCUUACGAGAAAAGAAGAGUUUUAUGUGUUAAUUAUUGGACUUGAUAACGCUGGAAAGACAACUUUAUUAGAACGUAUAAAGUCCAUCUAUUUAGGAGUAUCAGGAUUAGCACCAGAUAAGAUUGCGCCUACUGUUGGUUUAAAUAUUGGUCGAAUAGAUAUCCAAUCUUCGAGGAUUAAUUUUUGGGAUUUAGGAGGACAAAGAGAGCUUCAACCGAUAUGGGAGAGAUAUUAUGCUGAAUGUCACGCCAUUGUAUUCGUUGUAGAUUCUACAGAUCCAAAAAGAUUAGAAGAAUGUAGAGAUACUUUUGAAACAAUGAUUACCAAUGAUGCAAUCGAAGGUGUUCCUAUUUUGAUGUUGGCUAAUAAACAAGAUGUUCAAGGUGCAUUACGCGUAGAAGAAAUAAAGGAAGUCUUUAAUAAAAUAGCAGUCAAGUUGGGUGCAAGAGAUUCUAGAGUGUUACCUGUGAGUGCACUUGAAGGUCAUGGCGUAGAAGAGGCUAUUGACUGGUUAAUACUACGAUUACAAAGAAAUAAAAUCAAUCGACCUCCUGUCUUUCGUUAA